GGCGAGUUGAGGACCAUCGAAAUAGUACUUAAUAAGUGAAACUUACCAACUUAACUUCACAGAUUUCCUCGGGAGACCUAUCACUACCACUGCUACAAUCACUGCUGCUGCUACAAACUGCUAUUAACAUGCAGUUUUACAUUUCUAUGUUCACCAUCCUGGCCUCGCUGGCUGCCGUGACCCACGUCAUGCCGGCUCCUGUUCACGACAACGCAGGAGGCAUGUCUCAUGCGAGUCAUAACAAGAGGUCAUGCAAGGCUGCUUAUAACGAAGCUGCGGCUGCAGAGUACAAGCACAGCGAAACCUCAACAGACGAUGAGGAUGCCUUGGGUGAUGAUAGUGCAGGGGUUGUCCCUGCCUGCGCGUUCUGAUGAGAGUCAAGCUCACCCCCGUGGGGGAGUGAUAGGGUAGAAUGGCAGGAUGGGCUCAGUUGCUCUAACGAUCAGGGGCAUGCUUGGGUUGAAAUGUAAAGAUCAUAGAUAGAUAUGACCGUUGUUCCAGACUUCCAGUGCCAGUGAAGCC
Durotheca rogersii is the source of this 522-nucleotide messenger RNA. RefSeq lists its product as uncharacterized. NCBI's taxonomy places the organism in Eukaryota, Fungi, Ascomycota, Sordariomycetes, Xylariales, Xylariaceae. The coding region runs from base 129 to 371 and encodes 80 amino acids. The record is from RefSeq and is a predicted model, not a curated record. The transcript is spliced from 2 exons.